This is a messenger RNA of Patiria miniata (bat star), 2154 nucleotides long. RefSeq lists its product as uncharacterized. Bases 322 to 1722 code for a protein of 466 amino acids. The transcript has 5 exons. Gene Ontology annotation, molecular function: protein binding. The record is from RefSeq and is a predicted model, not a curated record. Gene Ontology annotation, biological process: signal transduction. Lineage: Eukaryota; Metazoa; Echinodermata; Asteroidea; Valvatida; Asterinidae.
UUGUCUUUACCAUUUCAAAGAAAGAGAAGGGGAUCUCUGAACGUGCACAGAUGGGAGGAAGAGCAACACAGGAGUGGCACUCCGUCGCCUAGAGCCUACCGGCAUAGAGAACCAUCUGUGCCCUCUGUUAGUUAUACAUUGGACAAAGGAGCCACCAUAGAACGUGGCGAAUGUCCUAGAGGAGCUGAGAUUUACAGUUCUAAUUCUAGCGCAGAUAACUCCGAGCAAGGCGUCCAAACAGUCUCUCUUCCUUUGGUAGAGGACUUGGACUCCACCAAUUCUAUCCAGGUCCUCCGCGGAAAAGAUCCAUUCUGGCUGGUUAUGAUGGGCCAGUUUGGUCCAGAGGGAGGCAUCCUGUCCUGCGAGGAUUCUGAUGUCAUCGUAGAAAUUCCCCCGGGUGCUAUUCCUCCUGAUCGCCGAGACCAGCUCAUUAUAGCAAGGAUUUGUUUGUGCCCAGACUCCAUCGGACCCAAGCUGACAGAUCCCGACUCCUUGUGGCUCAGUCCACUCGUCGACCUCGAAUCUCCUGGUCUGGACAGAUUCGAUAAAAAUGUCCUCAUCAAGAUUCCGCACCGAGCUCGAGUGCAGCCCGGCUGGACCUUCAGUGUACAUACUGAUGACACCAAGUGCAACGGGCAGACCGAUAACACUCCUUCCACCGUUGACCUUGUUCCUGAGGCUACUACGUUUCUUCACGGUAAAGACACCGAUACCCAGGCAAUGUGGAAUUGUGUGGAGCAGAAAUGGCAUUUUCGCACGGAAGAAAAGGCUUCAAACGAUGUGACCAGGUUAACUUUUUCGGUCGAUGAGAAAUACGUCAUUAUCUCCACUUCUCACUUCUCCCAGUAUGUCUGCUCAGGGUGCAGUAAAACACAUCCUCUAAACCUGGAAGCUGUGGUGUACUGGCAACACUACAAGGUCGAAGGUCUCCAUCAGAUGUAUCUCAAUGUCUACAUCAUUGACACAAUUAAGGAUACACGCAAAGCCAGCGUCGAAAGCAACGAGAGAUCAAGCAAACUGGCAGGCGCCAAAAGUGGCAUGACGGGAUACUACCCACUCAGUUUGGAAUAUACGUCUGGUGAGGCUUCCUCGUUCACAAUCUACGUAGACGAGGAGUGCAUGGAUGACGACUGGAAAUGGGUUCUAAAUUCUUACAAAGGAACACUCCCGGCUAAGCGAGAGAUGUCAGUCGAAUCAGUCAUUCGUGGCUGCUGUUCAUCCCACCUGUCUACUCGAGAGAUGUUCACCUUCGUUCCGAGGGACCUUUCCAAGCAUGAGCAACUCAGCUUUUUCCAAGCGAUGAUCGGCAUCAGGCAGCUUAAGUUACAAGAUGUGGUCAUGAAAAUGCCAAUUCUUGUAACUGCUCCCCUUACUAAGGGAUGUAUAUGUAGAGCUGCCGGAGCUUCUAACACCGAUAACACCAGCAGUGAGGUCCCCAUCCGUGACGAAGAAAUUGACUUUGUCGCCGAGCGACUGCCCUGCAGCAAAUGGCGCCCUCUCUACCGUAAACUGAUGGGAAAGGGCGCCGACAACGGCAUCGAAGAGAUCUGGUACAGAGAUCGCACCGACUCCCGAGAGCAGAUCCACAGCGCCCUCGUCGGCUGGCGGAGCAGCAAAGGUCGCAUGGCAACGGUCGAGAAACUCAUCACAGCUCUUCAGCAAGUAGAGCUUCGAGACAUUGCUGAUCAGCUACAGUCGUUUUGCCCAGAGUCGCGAGAGUAAACAGACGAUGUUCUCACAUCCUCUGAUGCAUGUGUGGAAAUGGAAACACAUACGGUCCUUGUCCAAUCCGUCUUAGCCGAGUAGUCUCUUUGAGUAUUCAAGAGAGAGUUCAAUCAACACCCAGUCAACGUGAUUUAAUAAUGUAGGCCAACUCUGUAACGUCCCCAGUCAGGUUCAUCAGGAAUCUGAAGUAAGCUAAUUGACUUAAAUCAGGUCAAGAAUAUCGUUCAUUACAAAUCAAGUUCGUCUAAGCUGUAGCCAAAUGGAGGCAUUCAGAGAUCGAAUUCGACUUAAUCAAUCAAUUUAAAACUAAUGUGAAGUAAUUUAGUGCGGUGUGUGCCUAAGCGUGUUCCCUGUUUUGAAGAAGCAGGUGGAAAUGUGCACAGUUCUGCGCAGUCAUUCGCUUGUAUGAUUUUAUUGGACCGAGUAUAG